This is a messenger RNA of Colletotrichum karsti, 2235 nucleotides long. Its product is annotated as adventurous gliding protein z. Lineage: Eukaryota; Fungi; Ascomycota; Sordariomycetes; Glomerellales; Glomerellaceae. The coding region runs from base 1 to 2235 and encodes 744 amino acids. The transcript has a single exon. The record is from RefSeq and is a predicted model, not a curated record.
AUGGGCAACGUUUUUUCCUCUCCCCAGACCGACGGUGACCGAGCCGACCUCGAGCAAAAGAUUGCCGACCAGAAGGAGACCAUCACCGCCCUCGAGGAGGACCUCUCCAAGAAGGAGAAGGAGCACACCGUCCUCUCCAAGGAGGCCGAAGACCUCCGCCAAAAGGUCAACGAGCUCAGCAACAACCUGACCUCUACCCAGAAGGAGACCGAGGCCAAGAUCCACCACCUUCAAUCCGAGCUUGCCUCCACCAACGACAAGGCCGCCCAGCAGUCUCUCGCCGACAAUGACGCUACUGCCGCCGCCACCACCGACCUCGAGGCUACCAGGAAGGAGCUGAGCGCCCUCCAGGACCAGCUCGACAAGGUCCAGCAGGAGAAGAAGGCUCUCGAGGAUGACCUCACCGCCAUCAAGGAGCAGCUGGCCGAGGCCAAGAAGGAGCGCGAGGCCCUCGAGACCUCCCUCCGCGAGGAGCUCGCCGCCCUCAAGACCCAAUUGACCGACGCCGAGGCCGCCCAGACCACCCUUCAGCAGACCCUCGAUAAGAUCAAGGCCGAUGCCGAAGCCGCCUCCAAGACCCUCACCGAGAAGACCGAGGCCCUCUCCACCCUCGAGGGCAAGUUCACCACCCUCGAGGGUGAGCACACCAAGCUCAAGACCGACACCGCCGCCGAGAUUGCUGCCGCUGCCGACAAGUACACCGCUUUGCAGGAGGUCCUCGACAAGCUCAAGGCCGACACCGACUCUGAGCUCGCCGCCGCCAAGAAGGAGUUCGCCGAGGCACAGGACAAGUUCACCGCCCUCCAGUCCGCCCACGAGAGCCUGAAGAACGCCUCCGACGGCGACGUCGCUGCCGCCCAGAAGGAGCUUAUCGACACCCAGGAGAAGCUCACCACCCUUCAACAGACCCUCGACAAGCUCAACGCCGACUCCGCUGCCGAGUUGGAGGCCGCGAAGAAGGAACUUGCCGACUCCCAGUCCAAGUUUACUGAGCUUCAGGACUCUCACGACAAGCUCAAGACCGGCUCCGAGCAAGACGUCGCCGCCGCCAAGAAGGAGCUUGCUACCGCCGAGGAGAAGCUUGUCGUUCUUCAGAAGACCAUCGACGAGCUCAAGGCUUCCUCUGAGGCUGACGUCUCCUCCGCCAAGAAGGAGCUUGCCGACACACAAGAGAAGCUUGCCGCCGCCCAACAGAGCAGCGACAAGAUGAAGGCCGACUCUGAAGCCGAGCUCGCCGCCGCCAAGCAGAGCCUCGCCGAGUCUGAGGAGAAGCAGAAGUCCCUGCAACAAGCACACGAGUCCGAGAUCGAGGCGCUCAAGAAGAGCAUCGCCGAGGCCGAGGAGAAGUACACCCAGCUCCAGCAGGCCCAGGAGAGCUCAAGCAGCGAAGUCGAGGCCGCCAAGAAGAGCCUUGCUGAGGCCGAGGCCAAGUACGCCGAGCUGCAGCAGUCCAAGGACUCCCUGAGCACCGAGCUCGAGACUGCGAAGAAGACCGCAUCAGAGUGGGAGGAGAAGUACAACAUCCUGCAGAAGACUCAGGAGACGUCUGUUGCCGAGCUCGAGGCCGCCAAGAAGAGCGCCGCCGAGUGGGAGGAGAAGUACACCGCCGCCCAGCAGGCCCAGGAGAAGGCUCAAUCUGAUGCCGCCACCGAGCUGGAGGCCGCCAAGAAGAGUGUUGCUGAGUUGGAGGAGAAGAACAAGGCCCUUCAGGAGUCUCACGAGAAGGCCCAGUCUGAUUCCACCACCGAGCUUGCCGCCGCUAAGCAGAGCCUGGCUGAUGCCGAGGAGAAGUCCAGCGGUCUGCAAAAGGACAGCGAGAAGGCCCAGUCUGAUGCUGAGGCGGCCAAGAAGUCUCUUGCUGAGCUGGAGGAGAAGCACACUGCCCUUCAACAAACCCACGACAAGGCUCAGGCCGAUGCGACCGAGGAGUCUUCUCGCUUGAGCAAGGAGCUGACUGAGCUUCAGGCCAAGUUUGCCGACCUGGAGAAGUCCUCUGAGUCUGCCAAGGAGGCCUCCUCUUCUGAGCUUGAGACGGCGAAGAAGGAUGCUGCUGCCGCUGAGGAGCGCGCAAAGGCUCUUGAGGCUGAGCUUGAGAAGCUUCGCGCGGAGUCCACCACAACCACCAAUGGCAACGGCAAUGGCAACGGCAAGAAGAAGAAUGGCAAGAAGGCCAAUGGCGUCAAGGCGGAGUCGCCCAAGGAGGAGACGCCCAAGGAGGAGGUUGUUGCCGCUUAA